UGAGCUUUCCACGCGCCAAUACUGACGACAAACACAAAAGUCUCUGCCUGUGAAAAAAAGAUCUUUGAUUCGUGAGGGAUAAAGAUAAACCAGUGUGGUUUUUUCCCCGAGAAUCUGAGAGUUUUCCCGGAAACCCAGUUGGAGAAGAUGCACGAUUUUUGCUUCACGAUCCCUUACGGGUUGGUGCUGAUUGGCGGAGGAGUUUUUGGAUAUUUCAAGAAGGGGAGCACGGCUUCUUUGGCUGGGGGCGCGGGCAUCGGAUUGCUCCUCACUCUUGCUGGAUAUAUCAGUCUCAAAGCCUUCGAGAAGAAGAAGAACUCGUAUCCUGCUUUGAUUCUCGAAACGGUUUGUGCUGCCCUACUUACGUGGGUCAUGGGACAGCGCUAUCUGCAUACUUUUAAGAUCAUGCCAGCUGGUGUUGUUGCCGGUAUCAGUGCACAGGAGCGUUUCCAAAUUUUGUGUGUCAUCAGUCUGUCAGGUGUUAGAAGUAACCUUAUGCAUCCGCGUUGUCAUGACUGGAUUUUAUGUGUACAAAAUUGCAACGGGUGGAAACCAUAUUCCGGCCAAGACCAAGUAAUGGUAUUUGAGGACUUACUGCCAAAACUUAUAAGCUGACAUAUUUAAAUUACACCCUUCCACUUCCACAUGCCCAUAUUUGAUGUUACCAAGCUGUUUGUCAAUCCAAUAUCACUAGAUACUGUGCUAUCAGGUGUGUCAGUGUGUGUACAAAACGAAAGACUCGUCUGAAAUUUGUCGAAAUCUUGUUUCAUUCAUUGCCUCGUCCUUUGUUUACCGUACUUUUAAUCGAAUCAAGUGUAAUAGACCCUUUGAUUUCUUUGUUUAGCCAACUCUUGUUUAAUGGUCGAGGGGAACAGCCUUCAGUGCAUGGGAUUAUAACCCUAGUUUCUCAUGAAUUGAGGUAAAAUUCUGCUU
Molecule: messenger RNA, 933 nt
Organism: Malus domestica (apple)
Lineage: Eukaryota; Viridiplantae; Streptophyta; Magnoliopsida; Rosales; Rosaceae
Product: protein FATTY ACID EXPORT 6-like
Biological process (GO): fatty acid transport
Cellular component (GO): chloroplast inner membrane
Molecular function (GO): fatty acid transmembrane transporter activity
Source: RefSeq, a predicted model, not a curated record